GAGCCGCCAAAGGCAAUCCAUCUCUCUCCUCCAAAGUAACUGUUUUUAUGUUUUUGAUCAUCAAAAACCCUAAUUCUCUCUCUCUACACAUCACAGCAGAGAGAAAGUACACGUGGCAGUCUCCACAGAAGAGAGAGAGAAUCGUGGGGGAAGAAGUUGGGGGUUUCUCGCCCAUUAAUUAGCUACUAAUUCCAUAACUGAUUCCUUAAUUCUCUCUCUCUCCUCUCUCUCUCUCUCCUAUAUCUUAUGGAUGAACAGAGGAAGUUGAAUCUCACUCACAUUUCAACUUUCAAAGUUAGUUUGUUUAGUUUCUUUAUCCCUUUUUUGUAAUAUUUUCUGACCCAAAAUUUUCUCUUUUUCUUCCCCAAUUCUCUUCUCUUCUCUUCAAUGGCGGCUCUCAGCUUUUACUCCAAUUUCUGCUCCGAUCCCCUGUUUUUCUCCCCCGACUUCUCGCCGGAGCUUUUCUAUCUAACCCCAACUCUGCCGCAGCUCCUCCCCGACCCCGCCUUCGAUUACUUCCCCACCGCCGUCGACAACACUGUCUUUUUCCCGCCGUUACUCGACGACGACGCCUCGUCGUCGUUCUUCUUCUCCGACGUCUAUCCCUACUUCUCUGCUCCUGCCAUUGCCGAUUGCUUCGUUCCCGUCUCCACCGAAUUCUUCCCGUCUGAUGAAUUUGAGCUACAUUGCCCCAAACGCCAGAGGAUCGUGUCGGAGCAGAAUUUCGGUUACGGUGGCAGUGGCGGUGGCGGAGGUGGAGGAUACUUUCCUCCUCUGCCGGAGUUGCUUCCGGUGCCGUGGGACGACAAAAUGAACAAUGCUGAAACGAUGAAUGCUGGCACUUGCUUGAAGAGUAAACAGUCCCCGAGUAACACGUUAUCGGCGCAGACGAUCGCAGCCCGGGAGCGGCGGAGGAAGAUAACGGCAAAGACGCAGGAGCUCGGCGAGCUGAUUCCGGGGGGGAACAAGAUGAACACUGCUGAAAUGCUGCACUCUGCAUUCAAAUAUGUCAAAUUCUUGCAAGCCCAAGUGGGGAUUCUGCAACUUAUGCAAGAAACAGAGCAAGUAAAAGAAGAAAAAGAAGAAGAAGAAGAAACAGAGGAGCUGCAGAUUCUUGAAUCCGCCAUGGUUCAAGAGAAGCUCUACGCAGAAGAAAAGUGUUUGGUUCCAAAAGGGUUCGUCCAAAAUCUUGCAAAUUUCCCAGAGAUUCAAUCGCAUCCGUCCAUUUUCAACUCCAUCAAUCAGAUGCUUCAUAUGCAGUAACAGAGCUUUCUUCUGUCAGUUUCUGU
Molecule: messenger RNA, 1289 nt
Organism: Momordica charantia (bitter melon)
Lineage: Eukaryota; Viridiplantae; Streptophyta; Magnoliopsida; Cucurbitales; Cucurbitaceae
Product: transcription factor bHLH53-like
Biological process (GO): regulation of transcription by RNA polymerase II
Cellular component (GO): nucleus
Molecular function (GO): protein dimerization activity; DNA-binding transcription factor activity, RNA polymerase II-specific; RNA polymerase II cis-regulatory region sequence-specific DNA binding
Source: RefSeq, a predicted model, not a curated record